AUGACAGAAGCACAAUGUGAUGAGAACCUUGAUGUGGAGCUAUCUUUAGAAGGUGUUGCGAGCUUCUUGUGUGCCAUCUCCUCGCUGUGCAGCUUUGGCUCUGGCAGAGAUUUUGGGUACUUGUUUAGUGGUGUUAGACUUGUGCAUGGUGACAGCGAGAGUUUGGCUAUCAAUGAAGGCACGGGUAUGGCAUGGGUCCAGCUUAGAGCACGGGUCAGAUGGUAUCAGGAUUAUAAUUUGAAUAUUCAAACAGUGUCAGCAGUGUCUCUAGAUAAUACUAUUGGUGCAUGUGAAGUAUACCACGAAACUCACACUGCACUCAAGCCGCUCAUAAACAGUGUCCACACAAAAGAAGACCUCGAUGAACUGCUGCAGGAUCUUGACGAGCUGCAGAGAAUGAAAGCUGAAGAGGCCCGCUCGGCUCUCAUUCACGACCCUCCAGUCAUUCAGCAGAAAGGAUGCUUGCGGCAUGCCUUGAGCCACCCAGCGCAACUCAAAGAGCGCAUAGCAAAUGUGGGCUUUGUUGAUGGGAGGGAUUCACAUGGCUAA
Molecule: messenger RNA, 549 nt
Organism: Suillus bovinus
Lineage: Eukaryota; Fungi; Basidiomycota; Agaricomycetes; Boletales; Suillaceae
Exons: 7
Coding region: 1-549 (182 amino acids)
Source: RefSeq, a predicted model, not a curated record